This is a messenger RNA of Phytomonas sp. EM1, 474 nucleotides long. NCBI's taxonomy places the organism in Eukaryota, Euglenozoa, Kinetoplastea, Trypanosomatida, Trypanosomatidae. The record is from the annotation of a GenBank genome assembly.
AUGAAGAAAUCGUCCCUUUCCGGUUACGGAAAUGGGCCUGGGGACUCACAGAAUAUAGGCAAUCUUCUGGGCAGUAGGCCCUGUGUACGUCAAAGUCGACUUUACCGUGAGGGGUGCAGUGGUAAUGCGAUGAAAGAUAUUCUUGGGCAGGGGGAACUAAAGUGGGAUACCACCCGCACCGAGGGCUGCUACAAGGGUGGGCAUGUUUACGAUCACAACACCAAAGACAACCUCGCGGUGCAGCAGGAAAUGGAACGUGAUCAAGAAAAAACAUCCGCGGUUGAAGGUGAAGAUGAAGAAAUCGAAGUAGAAGUCGUUGACAAAGAAGCUGCCACUCCGGCCCCGCAACAAGAGACCGAUGUACCGCAGAAAUCAGAUGUCCCUCCUCGAGUUUCGGCGAGCACUGGCAGAGGCUUCCGCCCCUGCUCAGGGAUGGCCAAUCAACAAACGUACAACAUCUUCACGGGUGAAUAA